Messenger RNA from Solea senegalensis (Senegalese sole), 2292 nucleotides. RefSeq names its product BTB (POZ) domain containing 10b (gene btbd10b). Gene Ontology annotation, cellular component: cytoplasm. Bases 133 to 1608 code for a protein of 491 amino acids. The record is from RefSeq and is a predicted model, not a curated record. The transcript is spliced from 9 exons. Lineage: Eukaryota; Metazoa; Chordata; Actinopteri; Pleuronectiformes; Soleidae. Gene Ontology annotation, molecular function: protein binding. Gene Ontology annotation, biological process: positive regulation of phosphorylation.
CUGUGAGGUGUUUUGAAAGGAGAUAGCUGGUUAGCCGCUGCUAAGCGACUGGGAUUACACCUCAGCGGAAACGGGAGACAGUUGGAUUAUGAACGGUGAAGGAUCCAGAGCGGACUCCCCCCUGUCCGGGUGAUGGCAACACGUCUGCACUCAUAUGACAGCAACUCCAGUGACACCGAAAACUGGGAUCGUAAAACCACGAGCCGACCUCGCAAAUUCUGCAAGCAUUCGAGCAGUCAGGCCCGUGUAUCUCGCGUGGAGGCAGGACAGAGGAAGAUGAGUCUGUAUGGUGCCAGUGGGGGCCUUGACCGUUCACGUGACCGCCGCCGCUCCAGUGAUCGCUCCAGGGACUCCUCACACGAGAGAGAAGGCCAGCUCACCCCCUGCAUACGCAACGUCACCUCACCCACUCGCCAACAUAACAGUGACCGAGAACGAGAUGGUGGCUCAUCGUCACGACCAAAUAGCCCACGGCCUCAGAGGGUCUCACCCAGCGGCUCCAGCAGCAGUGGGGUGGUGAGCAGUCGCAACAGCAGCCUGUCCAGCACUGAAGGAGCCUUCAAAAGUUUGGCAGUCGGAGAAAUGGUUUUUGUUUACGAGAACCCGAAAGAGGGAGGAGCCAGUGCCUCUAUCGGGAAUCGAAACUUACGGACCUCAGAAAGAGUCACUCUGAUUGUUGACAAUACACGCUUUGUAGUAGAUCCUGCCAUCUUUACUGCACAACCCAAUACCAUGUUGGGCAGAAUGUUUGGUUCUGGAAGAGAACACAAUUUCACACGGCCCAACGAAAAGGGGGAGUAUGAAGUUGCCGAGGGUAUCAGUUCAACAGUUUUCCGAGCAAUUCUGGAUUACUACAAAUCUGGGUUAAUCCGUUGUCCAGAUGGAAUCUCCAUCCCUGAAUUACGGGAAGCGUGUGACUAUCUAUGCAUUUCCUUUGACUACAGCACCAUUAAAUGCAGAGACCUCAGUGCCCUGAUGCAUGAGCUGUCUAACGAUGGAGCUCGGCGACAGUUUGAGUUUUACCUGGAGGAAAUGGUUUUGCCUUUGAUGGUGGCCAGCGCUCAGAGCGGAGAGAGGGAGUGUCACAUUGUUGUCCUCACUGACGACGAUGUCGUAGACUGGGAUGAAGAAUAUCCACCACAGAUGGGAGAAGAGUAUUCACAAAUCAUCUACAGCACAAAACUGUACAGAUUUUUUAAGUAUAUUGAAAACCGAGAUGUUGCCAAGUCAGUUUUAAAGGAGAGAGGAUUAAAGAAAAUAAGGCUGGGCAUUGAAGGUUACCCCACAUAUAAGGAGAAGGUGAAGAAAAGACCAGGCGGUCGCCCAGAGGUCAUUUACAACUACGUCCAGAGGCCUUUCAUCCGCAUGUCCUGGGAGAAGGAGGAGGGUAAAAGCCGCCACGUGGACUUCCAGUGCGUUAAGUCCAAGUCCAUCACCAACCUGGCUGCAGCAGCGGCAGACAUCCCCCAGGACCAGCUGGUGGUGAUGCACCCCGGGCCUCAAGUGGAUGAACUGGACAUCCUACCCAAUCACCCACCGAGUGGGAAUCACUACAGCAACAACUACAACAACGAGCCUGAUCCUGAUGCACCUUCACCUGCUGUCUGAGGACUCGCCGGUCCUCUUUCAAUGCCUCUGCUCCUCUCCUCCUCUUCUAGUCCUACUCCCAGCAUGCUGCAGUGUGGAGCGCCAGGGGCACCAUAACCAUAUUGCCUUGACACCUCCUUUGCGGCCUUAGAGCCUCAAGAACCUGGACGACUAUAGAAGAAGAAAGGUGAGGGAUACAAGACUGCUGAAAGGAAAAGUUCACUUAUAUUUUCGUUUUGUUUUUUACUCGACCAAAGGAAUUUAUUUUUUGGGGGAAGAAAAAAAAAUUGUAAACACUUAUUAAUAACAUAUUAUUUACAACGUUAUUGUACCUUAAUUUGAUGAGUUUGGCUGAGCACUCUUUGUCACUUCUAGGUUUUAUUUCACUGUUAAUGUCGACUGUCUCGGGUGGCCUAACGACAACAUGUGCUUUCGGGUUUAAGAACCCGAGACUCGCUAAUAAUAUAACGUCCUGGUCAUGAAGAAAAAUCACUUCUCACCACCUUUUACAGUCAUGACGGAACUCCCGUCACACGUCCGGGGAGUGUGUGGUCGUUGACUGGUUUCCGAUGAUAUGUGAUGUUAUGCUCCUCCCACAGUGAAGACGUAAAGCAGAGCACGGGCGACUGUGGUCACAAUCUUUUUGUGCAAAGCUUGACAUUGUUGUUUAAAAAAUAAAAUCACAAAAUAAAGACAUCAAAACCA